Molecule: messenger RNA, 4534 nt
Organism: Centrocercus urophasianus (Greater sage-grouse)
Lineage: Eukaryota; Metazoa; Chordata; Aves; Galliformes; Phasianidae
Gene: FOXJ2
Product: forkhead box J2
Exons: 10
Coding region: 497-2122 (541 amino acids)
Biological process (GO): regulation of transcription by RNA polymerase II
Cellular component (GO): nucleus
Molecular function (GO): DNA-binding transcription factor activity, RNA polymerase II-specific; RNA polymerase II cis-regulatory region sequence-specific DNA binding
Source: RefSeq, a predicted model, not a curated record
AUUGUUUGGUUAUGGUGUGAAGGAGUAUUCCCUUUUAGCUUUGAUUCUCCUCUUACCUGAUGCAAAAAAACUGCUGGAUUGUAAUGUAAUCUUGCUGAAGGUCUCAAGGUUAUAUUGCUUAGAUAGUAAAGGAGGGAAUGCGAUACAGCUGCAGAAGAUAGUCUACUUCCUUUAAAUAAAUCUUGGUUAUUCACCUGAGAACAGUUGAGAUGCUUUGGAUAAGACUGUACUAGCAGUUAUCAUCAGCACUUUCCUAGCUGUUAUUUGCAAGAGUGGCCCUCCAGAGGAUGCAGAGAUAGGCCUUUUUCGAUGAUUAUAUUUUGCUGUUAAUAAGGCAUAUCAAGUAGGAUGGUCUUCACUCAGGUGUUUUUUAAUAUGGGAAGAAGUAGAAGAGGAAUGCAAAUGUAUAUUUCUGUUCUUAUGGUUCAUCUUGAUUGUGUCUCUGGAGAUCCUUUUCUCCUUCUGUCUCCUCACAGAUAUAGCUGCUUCCAGUAUCAUGGCCUCUGACCUGGAAAGCAGCCUCACUUCCAUAGACUGGCUCCCACAGCUUACUUUAAGAGCUACUAUUGAAAAAUUAGGGGGUUCAUCACAAGCAGGACCUCCAGGGACUGCCCGAAAGUGUCCUCCAGGCUCACCGACAGAUCCCAAUGCUACGCUCAGUAAGGAUGAGGCUGCAGUGCAUCAAGAUGGCAAGCCACGUUACAGCUAUGCCACUCUGAUCACGUAUGCAAUCAACUCAUCCCCUGCCAAGAAGAUGACACUUAGUGAGAUUUACCGUUGGAUCUGUGACAACUUUCCCUACUACAAAAAUGCUGGUAUUGGUUGGAAGAACUCAAUUCGUCAUAAUCUCUCUCUGAAUAAGUGCUUUCGGAAAGUGCCUCGACCAAGGGAUGAUCCGGGGAAGGGCUCUUAUUGGACAAUAGAUACGUGUCCAGAUAUAUCUCGCAAGAGGCGGCAUCCUCCUGAUGAUGAUAUACCACAAGACUCCCCAGAGCAAGAGGCAAGUAAGAGCCCCCGAGGGGCUGUUCCAGUCAGCACAGAAGCCUCUUUGCCACCUGAGGCUACCCCUCAGCUGUCACUCCAGAGCACUGCCCCCAUUGCCAACUACAGUCAGUCUGCAGGGCCUGUGGAUGUUGCUUCUACUGUAGCAGGGGGACAGGGCCGUGAAGGGGCCGAUGUACCCCCCCCACUGUACAGUGCCAACCACGACUUCAAGUUCUCCUACUCUGAGAUCAACUUUCAGGAUCUUAGCUGGUCCUUCCGAAAUCUCUACAAAUCCAUGCUGGAGAAAUCAUCUUCCUCUCAGCACGGUUUCUCUUCUCUCCUUGGUGACAUGCAGCCCUCCAACCACAACUACUACAUGUACCAGCAGCAACAGCAGGGCCCCUCAGCAGUGGGUGCUGCUCCACCCCUCCACACUCCAACUCCAGAGGGUUGCCCAUCCCAAGGGGGAAAGCAGCAGGGUGGUGAAAGUUAUGGCCCUCCACCAGUGAUGUCCAUGCACCCUCCCCAAAUGCAGCAUGGAGGCUACCACCAGCAUCAGCAUCACCCACACUCCCACCCACAGCAGCAGCCUCAUCAGCACCAGCAGCAGCAGCAGUCACAGGCUUCAGUCAACAAUGCUGGCUUUGCAUUUCCCCCUGAUUGGUGCUCCAGCAUUGAUUCCCUGAAGGAGAGCUUCAAGAUGGUAAACCGGCUGAACUGGUCUAGCAUUGAGCACUCCCAAUUCUCAGAGUUGAUGGAGAGUCUGCGCCAGGCCGAGCGGAAGAACUGGACACUGGAUCAACACCAUAUUGCCAAUCUUUGUGACUCUCUUAAUCACUUCCUUACCCAGACUGGUCAGCUCCCUCAUCUGAUCGGCCCUCAGCAGCCCCCUCGAAUCUCUGAUUCUUGUGCCCUGAACAGUGGCAAACAGGAGCAAUCCAUGAAUCAAGUGAACUCCUAUGGUCAGCCCCAGCCUCCCCAUCUCUUCUCCGGUCCAUCUCCGAUGUAUCAGAUUUCUACCCAGGACUCUCCAGGAUAUAAUCGCCCAGCUCAUCAUCUGGUCCCUCGGCCUUCAGGGCCUCCUCCAGGCACCAAUGAGGAAAUCCCUGAUGAUUUCGACUGGGACUUGAUCACCUAGCGAGUUACAGACUUAAGAGCCCGUCCUUUGUGAAGGACGUGGGAGGGGAGGGGGACAUGGGGUGAAUGGUGCCACACCACCGUCUCCAGCCUUCCUAUCUUGCCUGUAUAUAGAUAUAUAUUCUCUAUCUCCGCCAGAGAAGCCACCGCAAGAUGCUGCCGAAGAUAAUCUUUCAUUGCGUCCUGUUUUAUCUUUUUUCUUUUGUUUAUUAUUAUUGUUGUUGUUGUUGUUAUUAUUAUUAUCAAUAAUUGAGCACAGCCCUUCCCCUCCUCUGGUGGCCUCGGAUGCAUCAGAUCAAACCUUGUUGUGUGGUGCCCUGGUAUAGGGCAGAAAGAUAGGUCCUUGCUGCCACAAAAAGACUUCAGAAGGCUGAAUCCUUGUGUGCAUCUUUCUCUGCCUCUGUCAUUUUGCAUUUAGCAAUCCCUCUUUCCCUUCAAAGCGGACAGUAAAUCUGUUGUAUUGGAUACUGAGUGAGAGUCUAGUAGACCCCGGGAGUCUGUAGUCAUGUUAUUUCUUAAAUGUUGUAAAGGUCAGGAGGCUAAAGGGACACUGUGGAGAGGUGAUUUCAGCUCAGUUCCACACCAGCAGGAAAAGCAGGAAAAGAAAUAGAGAUCUCAAGUGCAAAUAGGAUAAUCUCUUAAGUUAGAGCUAAGCUGAACUGGGAGGGAAAACAUGAGUUUGGAGAGAGGGGAAUGUAGAAAAAUGAUGUUUCAGCAGAAAGAUUGGGUUUCAGAAUGCAGUGCCUCUUGGUGAGGACGAAGAGUGAUUUUGAGAGGAUCCUGACUGCUCUGUGUUUUGCAGUCUCCAAGGAAGUGAAGCCUACAUACUCAUCAGGUAAAAGAAACAGUCGAGGGUGUUGUGAUCCAGGAAAUUUCUGUUUCCCAGAGCUUUUAAUUUCACCCCUGCCCCUUCAAGCCUUUCUUCAAAGUAUGCAGUGAGGCUCUUACUUGCAUAUGCAAACUUAAAAGUUUUCUCACACCGUCAGUAUUUGCUCAAUUGUUACUUAGCCCUCUGACCCUUGUACCUUUUUGGAGACUGUCUGUGGCAACGGGAACCUUGCUGCCUUGGUGUAAAUUCUCAGUCAGUGGUCCCCACUUUGUGAUUGGGUUAAUGGUGGAAAGAGGAAGCUGCUGCUCAGAAUGGAGGUCAAUCAGGAGACUUCUGGUCAAGAAGUUCAAACCCUCUGGUUGAGUAAGAAAGAGCCUCUUAGAAGUGAUUUUUGUAAGAUACGCAUUAGAAGAGGGGAUGAAGUAGAGCUGAACAGCCAAAGAGUAUUGUAUAGAAGAAGGGGGACGAGUAGGUCAGACUCCUUGCAGUUCAGCUGAGGAAGAUGAUGGCAUAGAAUGUAAAUCCCAGUUAAUGGUUUCUGUCAGCAAAUGAGGAAAGCAAAACAGAUGCAGGAGCUAGUAUUGAAAUUCCUCCUCCCCUAAACUGUGUCCUGAGUUACCUUUUUUUUUUUUUUUUCCUGAUAUGGCUCUGUUCUGUCAGACUUCUUGUUUCAUUUUAGUAUUUUGUAAAGCCUACCCCAACCCUUAUUCCCUGUUUAUCAGGGAAAGGAACAAGACAGAAAUAAAAUGUCAUGGUGGCUUUGACAUAUCUGGGGAAGAGGAGGUAAAAAUGUCUGCUCUGACUGAAGGAAGAUGGGGAAUUAAAAUUGCUUCUUAAAUUUGUUGUAGGGAUAAAUCAAUUGGAUCUCUGUCAGGGAAGUGGACAGUCUCAUUGUAUUGGGGAGGGGGGGCGGUGGGAUGUUCUUUUUUUUUUUUUUUUUUUUUUUUAAAUGUGUGUAUUGAGGGGGAGUUCAUCAGUGGGCAUCUCCAAGAGAAAUGGGGAAUCCCAUAGCCAACUUCAGCAUGGAAUUAGCCAUUACCUGUGCUGCCUCAGGAUGGUAAUGAUACAACUUGGAAGCGUGUCUGAUUGGGUUUCUGUGGAAUGUGGCACCAGGUACAGCCAAUGGUUGGUGCCAGUUAGUGCUUUGCAGAGCAUAACACAGAGCCAGCCCUGCGGAAAUCUGAAACCACUGGAAGAAAAAAAGAAAGAUAGCUCCUUCAGCAUAUGAAAGUCCCCACAAUUUGCAUAUUUAUCUCAUCUGCAUAUUGAUUUGCUCCUUGUUUGCAUAUGUAAAUACACGCCGGUCAGUGUGCAAAUUAACCUCGUUCCUCUGCCUCUGAAAUACAUGUGCAUUGUCAAUGCGUGGGAAGGCAUCGGGUUGGCUAUGUGGAGCUCCACACUGGUACUAGCUGCAGGGAGUGAAGGGAUGCAAACGUGCCAUGGAAGUUCUUGCAGGCCCUUCCACAGUGGCAUUGCCCACAGUGCUUUGUGUCAAGGGUCAAGGAGAGAGGGGCGUGGUCUCACAAGUUUAUUUUUGUGCAUGCUUUCUUAAUAAAAAGAAAAAGUGAAUGUUUAAUGGUUUAA